CCGGAGUCGCUUGGAAUUGAGAGCGUCCUUAAAUUCCCAGAAAGUAUUUCCAUUCAGGUCCUUUCCUGUGAAUUAUUAGAAGAGCUCUUUAUAUUAUUCCAAUAAAGCAGUCACCAAGCUAGAGGGAGCAUCUAUGACGGAGUUUCGUCUGUGAACUUACCGGCGAGAAAGGUUCUGCGCCAGGGAAGCUUCAGGCUCUUCCACUUGAACCACAAGCUAUUUAUCGGGCUCAUAUUUAUGGUCUGGGUAGAACAUAUGUAUUCUAGCCCUAGAACACCCCAAUACACCCCUGCACUGUUAUCGUAGCAUGGCCGUGAGAGAAAUGGUUGAUUUUCAGAGAGCGUUUGCGAGUGUUCGCCGCAAACAAAUUUAGCGCGUGCUGACUAUUUAUGUCAACCAUACCCGCUUGUCGUCAUCCAUCCUUCGCCUUCACUCCCGACCACCCGCCAACUCCCCAUCAAUGGGCAACACACCUAGCGCACAAAACUAUAGCCAGUUUUAUAUGCUUUAUGGGCCUAUUCUCCUUUGAUUCAUUUGAGAUAAUCGUGCAGAGCGCGAGUUCCUACCGCCUGGAUGCCUGUGCGCUAGCAACCGUUUACACUUCUCCUGAGUUCCGAAUACCGCAUUGAUUCCUGAACGGAAAAUCCCCAGCUUUCAUCAUGGCAUCGGUUUCGUCGUUAGACAGAGACCUUCGCAGUCUGCGGCUGUCACGAUAUACACCGGAGGCAGCCAAUGAAAUCCGGGAGUGGAUAGAGGAGGUACUGCAUGAGAAAUUACCUAGGGGAGAUUUAUUAGAAUUGUUGAAGAGUGGAGUAAUUCUUUGUCGGCUUGUUAAUCUCGCCGUUUCUCCGGGCGUAAAAUACAGAGACUCAACCAUGCCUUUCGUUCAAAUGGAAAACAUAUCGCAUUUCCUCCGCGCAUGCCAAGUCGCGCCUCUGAGCCUCCAGCCGCACGACGUAUUUCUUACCGUCGAUCUCUACGAAUCCAAAGAUCCCGCGCAGGUGCUACAAUGCAUCCGAUCCUUUAGCAGGCGAGCCAAUGCACUUCAACCGGGGAAGUUUCCGCGAGCGAUUGGCAUUAAGAAUAAGGGCGACGCCAUGAGUCCUCAACUUACUGGGUCUAGCCAAGGUGCUGGUCUUGGCCGGCCGUCUUACACUCGGGGCAGAGGUGCUAGUAACGCUAGUGAAUCGCGUUCGGCCACUUUUAACCCCAUUGGAAAGACUUCAACUUCUGGACAAAACAGCCCUUCCAAACCCUCCUCUAAUACCACAUCACCAAAGCAUGCUGUUAGUGCUUGGUCCAAUAAAGAAGAGGAAAACACGACCAUACCAGCUUGGAAUAUACACCAAUAUGGAUACAUGGGAGGGGCAAAUCAGGGCAACCUUGGAAUAUCAUUUGGUGCCAGAAGGCAAAUUACAAGUGCCGCGCCACAUGUGCCUAGCCUAGCGGAUAAAGAGAGGAGGAGGCGAGAAAGAGAAGCGGAAGAAGAAAAGCUAAGGUUGCAACGAGAAGACGAAGAGCGCCAACGACGAGCAGCGCUUGAAGAAGAAGAAAUCCGAGCCAAGGCAGAAGAGGAACGCUUGUGGCAGGAGAAAACCCUGCAGCUGAGGGAGAAAGAACGGAGGGAAGCAGAAGAAGAGAAGAGCCGAUGGGCAGAGCAGCAACGCAAGUGGGAGGAAGAAGAGCGUCGUCGAAGCCUGGAGGAGAAAGAGACGGAAGAACGCCUGGAAAAGGAACGACUACGGAAAAAAGAGCUCAGUAAUUCCCGACUGAACGGCCAAUUUCUCAGCCAGUAUCAAGCCUCUCAGGCCAAAACGCCCACGGCUGCAUCUGGUGAAAGUGAACGCAUAAAAGAACUCGAGCGGCAACUUGAGCUUGCCAAGGAAAGAGAGCGUCAGUACGAGCGCGAGCGCGAGGAACUCGCUCGGUCUCGCGGGAUCAAUCAAGGAGUCGUGGAGUCGCGGAAGAACCAAUCUCGUAGCCGUAGCCACCCCCGCCCUACCCCGGUGAAGCCUAGCUACGAUGCAUCUUCCCUAGCGGAAGAGCGCAAGCUACUUAGAUCCGAGUGGCAAGCUUCCCAGGAUAGCGCUCCUGCUGACGAGCCUACCCCACCCUCUCUACCUCCGCAGUCACUCCCUAAGCCACCGGUAGUACUACCUAAAAAUACGAAUCUACCAUCGCCAUCCCGCCCUCUACCAGACCCCGCGAACUACACUAAUAAAAGUCGCACAGACCGUUUCUUAGAUAAAAAUCAAGCCCCCGAACCCGCGCACCCGGCUUCUCAUAGGCCUCCUGAAUUUUCAUCAACUUUAGAAGUUGACGAGGAGAAUGCCAGGCGUGCCGCUUCAACUCAGAAAACUCGAGCUGGAGGCUGGGCCUCCAAAUCGCUACUUGAGCGCGAAAUGGAACGGGAACGCGAACGUCAGCGCGAAUGGGAAGAGAACCAGAAGCAAACAAAGGAAGCCGUGAAACGAGGGGUUAGUACAGCGGGCACGGCGCCGGGUGAGGGCGCGUGGGACGUGAACCAAUAUGGUUAUAUGGGCGGAGAUAACCAGAAUAGAGGUGGUCCCGGGCUGUUUGAUGGUGUCAGGAGACAAAUCAUUGGACCACGCCCACCACCUUAAUGUCUAAAUCCCAAAUGUUAUGUUUUAUAUUGAUUGCUAUACGAUUUCGAUGCCCCCGGCAAUAUAUACAGCGUUGUUUCACCUCUAUUAAACUCUUCUUUUUGCAAAUAUUGACUAACUAUCCCACCUGCCCAGUUGUUUCUUCUCUCUUCCCUUUUCCUUGAACGUUUUCACAGAUUUUGACUCUAUGUAAAUGUUUCUUUCUAUUUACCUUCAGUCCAACCUCAUUUGCUUGGGUACAUUUCUAACUAGCAUUUUUUAUAAUGCUAGCUGGAUAGAAAAUGUACCUUCGAUAUUUACGUGCGCCAGUUCUUUGACUUCAAAAUUAAAAAUGCCAUCCCUUCAUGUAUUUACGUUCCCUUAUCUCGCGAUCUACCUCGAUGAUGGGAGCCAAUGACAUUUGUAGCAGGCGACGAUGGUUGGGUGUGUGUGUACGUAUUUAACAAAAUAAACAAGAAAUAAUGAGCAAAAUAACGGAUUUUCCAUAUGUCAAGGCCAUACAUAGCGAAGUUGUAAUAGGCUCAGACAUAGGAACAUAUCACUCGUCAAUCCAUCGCGGCGUCGUAAUUCCCCCGAUCACACAAUCAUGCUCAAAAAGGUAUGACAUGGCACAAUAUGCAAGUAUCCCGGUUUCAUUUUAGAUUCACGAGGUACAACGUCCUAGUUUCGUGGAUCAAGGGUGAAAACUUGCAGCAAGGUUGGACGCGAAAAAAAAAAAGGCAAUGAUGAACGGUUUUACUCCCUUGGGCACAGGCGAUACAGAUGAAUGGACAGCUGACACUGUUGUUUCUCUUUGACUGGAUGUGACAAUAUCAUACCUACACACCGCUUGCUCCGUUAUCGAUGUAGGUCAAUAAUAUAGUUUUUUUGUCUGUGAUGAGCAACGAUUGUUUCAAGUUUACAUGUUUAAAUUGGAUUAUAGACUUUAUAAUGUUUACUACAAGCUUGGCCGAGAUUAUUAGUCUAUCUAAAAUUCGAAGGGAAAGAAGAGUAUCAAUGAUACCUGGCCACUUAUGUUCUGCUACCUGCUACCAAUCGGUUAAUAAUAUUCACGGCUCAACGGGUAAAAUAGUCAUUCUUGUUGGAAGUUAACUUAAUAAUAAGUCUCCAAUAACCACAUGUUUGGUGCUACCGACAGGUAAAUUCUUCUUAUCGGAUGAACCAUCACAUUUAGUAGUGCAAUAUUUACCAUACCAACGACGGUUUGUUUUCUCGGCUUUUAAAAGCGAUACUUACCUGGCUUGAUGAAAGAUCGGGAUAUUAGGAUACAGGAACCAUCACGAUGAGAUUCCAAGUCACCUUAUUUUUCUUUAACAGGGGGACGACUAGCAUAAAUCAUUCUGGAGUCACGGCCGUAACAAUCCGAAUCGCCGUACUCCAUAAUUUCUACGAACUUGCCCGCUGGUGAUGAAUCUCUUAUUGGGAGCGUAUUGGAAUUGUAGAGGCUAGUGGAAAAUUGAGGAAGUACUUG
Blastomyces gilchristii SLH14081 is the source of this 4095-nucleotide messenger RNA. RefSeq names its product calponin like domain-containing protein. NCBI's taxonomy places the organism in Eukaryota, Fungi, Ascomycota, Eurotiomycetes, Onygenales, Ajellomycetaceae. The transcript has 2 exons. Gene Ontology annotation, molecular function: protein binding. Bases 660 to 2624 code for a protein of 654 amino acids. The record is from RefSeq and is a predicted model, not a curated record.